UGAAAAUAGGAAGUUGUCAGCCAUGGCUGUUUUUUUCAGUUUCAUCAUUCAUUGCGUGAUGGAUCAUGAAGAAAUGCAAAAUGCACAUGAUGAUUCACUCUACUGAAUUACUGCGUGUUAUCAUCAUCUGGAAGUUUGUAUGUCUUUAUCCUUCAAAUCAUGGUCAGAAUUUCCUCCAUCCAGUGGUGACGACUGCAUGGUUGAUGGCAGGAACGGCAGCGGACCAGACACUGAGAUGAGUUCCGAACCAAUCCUAGAGGAUGUUUUAAUAAAGCGCUCACAGCAGAAGAAAAGGACUUCUCCUCUAAACUACAAAGAGAGAGUGUUUGUCUUAACAAAGACGAAGCUUGCUUAUUAUGAAGGCAAGCCAGAGAGAAAGACAAGAAAAGGCUGCAUCGACUUACAGAAGAUUAAGUGUGUUGAAAUUGUAAAGAAUGGAGGCGUGAUCAUUCCCUGUCAAAAUAAAUAUCCUUUUCAGGUCGUAUAUGAAACCAGUACUUUGUACAUUUUUGCUCCAAGCAAUGAGAAGAGAAGUGUUUGGGUUCAAAGCUUGAAAGAAGAGAUUAAACAGAACACGCUGGUUGUGGCCAAGUUCCACCCUGAGUUUUGGCAGGAUGGGCUCUGGCAAUGCUGUCGGCAGGCUGACAAACUGGCUCCUGGGUGCGAGGAGUACAACUUGUUCGGAGACAUUUCGAGAAAACCUCUUCCUCCGAUUCCUGGAAAUGAUACAGCAGGAAAGUUCCGUCGACCCCCUCCACCGCCGCCACUGUCCGAUGAGACCGAGGCCAUGGAGGAACAGGUCGAGGAGAAAGAGGAGAUUGUCAUCGCCUUGUACGACUUUGCAGGCACCGAGUCCCAUGAUUUAACCCUGGUCAUGGGUGAAGAGUAUGUCAUAGUGGAGAAAUGUGAUGUUCAUUGGUACAAAGCUCGAAAUAAAUACGGAGAGGAAGGGUAUGUCCCAAGCAACUAUGUGACUGCGAAGAAGUCUGGUAACCUUGACCAGUUUGUCUGGUACUGCAAAGAUGUGAACAGAAGUAAAGCUGAACAACUCCUCAGGAGAGUGGACAAAGGGGGAGGUUUCAUGGUGAGGGAUUCCAGCUCUUUGGGAUCCUACACAGUGUCUUUGUACACCAAGUCUGCAGGGGAAGGGACUCCGUCCAUCCGACAUUAUCACAUAAAAGAAACGCAGACAAUACCGGUGCAAUACUACCUAGCAGAGAAACAUCAUUUCAACAGCAUCCCGGAACUUAUCGAGUACCAUCAGCACAAUGCAGCAGGUCUUGUGGCCAGGCUGCGUUACCCAGUUGGAAAAGAAGGCAGUUCUGCCCCAACUACAGCGGGGUUCAGCUAUGAGAAGUGGGAGAUCAACCCUUCAGAGCUGACCUUCAUGAAGGAGCUGGGCAGCGGCCAGUACGGCGUGGUGCGCCUGGGCAAGUGGCGCGCUCAGCAUAAGGUAGCCAUCAAGGCCAUCCGCCAAGGAGCCAUGCGGGAGGAGGACUUCAUCGAGGAGGCCAGGGUCAUGAUGAAUCUCUCCCACCCAAAGCUGGUGCAACUGUAUGGGGUCUGUACCCAGCAAAAGCCGAUCUACAUAGUUACAGAGUUCAUGGAGCUGGGCUGCUUGCUGAACUACAUCAGACAGAGACGUGGCAGCUUCACCUCAGCGACACUACUGAGCAUCUGUCAGGAUGUCAGUGAGGGGAUGGAGUACCUGGAGAAGAAAGGUUUCAUCCACAGAGACCUGGCAGCCAGGAACUGCUUAGUAAAUGACUCUCUGGUUGUAAAAGUCUCCGACUUUGGAAUGGCAAGGUACGUACUUGAUGACCAGUACACCAGCUCCUCUGGGACCAAGUUCCCAGUGAAGUGGUCCCCUCCAGAAGUGUUUAACUUCUGCAAAUACAGCAGCAAGUCUGACGUGUGGUCAUUUGGCGUUUUAAUGUGGGAAGUGUUCACAGAAGGCAAAAUGCCCUUUGAACAGAAUCAAAACCAUGAAGUUGUUAUGAUGAUCAUGCAAGGCCAUCGACUGUACAGACCAAAGAAGGCUACACACAACAUUUACAACAUCAUGCAACUGUGCUGGCAUGAGAAACCCAAAGAGAGACCGUCAUUUGCUCAGAUCACAACCAUGAUCAAAGAUGCGGUGGAAGAGGAGGACUCAUCACGUGAAGAGGACCCCAGCUAAGAAUGUCUCUUGGGUUCCUGAACAUUUCCUGAACACUGCAUUGUGCCUUCUUUUUACUACAGACUUUUUUCACUGUGCACAUACCUCAUACUUAUGCUUUUCACUAAAGUGGUUACCCUGCAGAGUGUUUCAGAACAAUGCAUUUUUGAUUGUAAAGAAAUGUAAAAUUUAGGAUUGUUGACAUUAUUGUUGUGUUGCUGUUGUUUUUAUUGUUACCUUUGAAAUCAUUGAAGUGUUCAAGCAUUGUUAAAAAUUCUAUCCUACAGUGACUUAGAAAGGUUGCUGUGCAAAAAAAAAAAAAAAAAAAAAGCAGGUAAAAUGCUGCAUAUUUUUAACCCAGUGUGCUGGACUGUGGUUGAAUAUAUUAAUAUCCAUUUAUAGUUCA
Molecule: messenger RNA, 2564 nt
Organism: Scleropages formosus (Asian bonytongue)
Lineage: Eukaryota; Metazoa; Chordata; Actinopteri; Osteoglossiformes; Osteoglossidae
Gene: tec
Product: tec protein tyrosine kinase
Exons: 18
Coding region: 140-2179 (679 amino acids)
Biological process (GO): intracellular signal transduction; protein phosphorylation
Molecular function (GO): protein binding; ATP binding; protein tyrosine kinase activity
Source: RefSeq, a predicted model, not a curated record